CACACACACUCACAGAGAGAGCCAACGAAUGCGUCUGCAUGUCUGAGUCAGUCAGUGAAUCGAUUCCUCUUCCAGUGGACCAAACCAGACAGCCGCGCAACCCAGCCGAAGAGUGCCUCUCCUGGGCUCUCCAGAGCCUUGUAUUCCACGAGGGAACCGCGCGCACUGGCAGGAGGACCGGAGGAGGUGGAGGAAAGGGGAGGAGGGACACCGGUUAACAGAUUAAAGCCCUCUCUGUUUCUCUCCCUCUUUCAUUCCCUCCGAGUGAGGGGAGACAACUCUAGGCGCCGCAUGCUGUAAUCACAUUGCUUCUGUGUAAUUUGCUCCUCUCAAUUACUUGUACUUCCUCCUCUUUUUUUUACACUGCCGCGGUCUGGAGGAAAGGCAAAGCGCGAUUUAAAAGGACUUGUGAGUCCCUUGUGCUGCCUCCCUGUUCUCCCUCUUUCCUUCUUUCUUUCUCUUUUUUUUUAAAUGUAAGUGGAAGGUGGGAUUGGGGGGAGUGGGGAUAAACCGUUGCGGCCAGCUGGAGAGAUGGGCAAGUCCAACAGCAAACUAAAGCCUGAGGUAGUGGAAGAGCUGUGCAGGAAGACCUACUUCACAGAGAAGGAAGUUCAGCAGUGGUAUAAGGGUUUUAUCAAAGACUGCCCCAGCGGUCAGUUGGACGCAGCUGGCUUUCAGAAGAUCUACAAGCAAUUCUUCCCCUUCGGUGAUCCCACCAAAUUUGCCACCUUUGUCUUCAACGUCUUUGACGAAAACAAGGAUGGACGCAUUGAGUUCUCCGAGUUUAUUCAAGCUCUGUCUGUCACGUCCAGAGGGACGCUGGAUGAAAAACUCAGAUGGGCCUUUAAACUUUACGAUCUUGAUAAUGAUGGCUACAUAACCCGAGAUGAGAUGCUGAACAUCGUGGACGCCAUCUACCAGAUGGUGGGGAACACAGUGGAGUUACCUGAGGAGGAAAACACACCAGAGAAGCGAGUCGACCGCAUCUUUGCUAUGAUGGAUAAGAAUGCAGAUGGGAUGUUGACUCUGCAGGAGUUUCAGGAGGGCUCCAAGGCAGACCCCUCUAUUGUACAGGCUCUCUCCCUUUAUGACGGCCUGGUGUAGGCCCAUCUCAAAGUGGCGUUCAGUAAUCAAUACAGCCCAUUUAUGUCAUCCUGCUGGCACUGUGAGAGGAAAGCUGACCUGUCACCAAUCUCCUGGACCUGCCAACAUGAAGGUGCAUUGUGGGUGCUGCUCUCAAGAUGGGAUCGGCUGUCAAUCACUCAUCUCCACUGUCACCGGAAAACCAAAAUCUGACAAAAAGGCGACGUAAAUCCUUUCAGAACUCGUUUGGGAUGAGUGAUGUACAGAAAAAGGAAGCUUUUUGUAAAGAAGGAGAGACGCUCAUAUGGACAGUGGCUUUGAGGGCAUCCACAUCAGUGUUAUUACAUGUAUAACUCUAUAUUAUAAACACCAAUGAACGAGUUCCUUAUAGCUGUGGAUAUUGGAUGGACCUAGCUGGAUUUUGGUCUAUUCUCCAUUACAUGAUGAAGGAAGAUGCAGUUGCACUGUUAAACAGAGCUUCAGCAAGCACUGGCAUCGAACAACAUGCAUCUAGUUGUAUUUAUUUAUAUAACCUUUGUAAAUUAGCAAUCUUCAACAAUAAACAAAAACGUAUAAAUCUC
Puntigrus tetrazona (Sumatra barb) is the source of this 1664-nucleotide messenger RNA. RefSeq names its product neuronal calcium sensor 1a (gene ncs1a). Bases 532 to 1104 code for a protein of 190 amino acids. The record is from RefSeq and is a predicted model, not a curated record. The transcript is spliced from 8 exons. Gene Ontology annotation, molecular function: calcium ion binding; calcium sensitive guanylate cyclase activator activity. Lineage: Eukaryota; Metazoa; Chordata; Actinopteri; Cypriniformes; Cyprinidae.